Pocillopora meandrina is the source of this 10607-nucleotide messenger RNA. The record is from the annotation of a GenBank genome assembly. NCBI's taxonomy places the organism in Eukaryota, Metazoa, Cnidaria, Anthozoa, Scleractinia, Pocilloporidae.
GAUCCUUGUGCUUCUGAUCCAUGUCUUCAUGGAGGAACAUGUAUUGUUAAGCGGGGAAACCAGGCAGUCAGUCCACUCUACUGUAAAUGUGCCGUAAAUUUCACUGGUGAAUUUUGUUCCGUCUUUAUGAGUGGUAAGUUAAGUAUAUAUCUUACAUGUGCAUUUAUUGUCAAUGAUAGGGUGUUUUACAAAUCGACCACACUUUUCGAUUGUCUUUACCUUUAUCGAUCAUAGAAAUGACGUCAGCAACUGUUAAAAAUCUUGAGUGAAACCACGCAGCACAACCAAGUGGUUUCACUGCAAAGUGAAAGUCAGGUCACCAAGAUAAUGAAGUGACCGCAUAAGUCAUUGGUGCUUCCUCCCACUCACCCACCCACCCACCCAGUUUUCCUUUUUGGCAAAUUUAGUUCCUGGUCAUAAAUUGUAUGUCAUAAACGGUAUGUUCGAACUGUAGGAGGUUGUGGCAUAAGCUACCUCCAGAAAUCACAGUGAUGGGGAUCUAGGAAACAUUGAAACCUUUUUUUUUCUCCUAUCAGAAAUUCCAUGUCAUAGCCCGGAUGUUGACCUGCUAAAUAUCUUACCAAAUGCUUCUUCAGAUUUGAGCAUUUACAGAUCAAGACGUUUUAUCAUCCGUUCUGAAGUCAGACUGAAUUGUAAGUUGUCCCACGUAACGACGUUCCUUUGGCGUGUUUAUCAAUUUGGUGGAGAAAAUAUUCUAUUAAUUUCAAGAAAUAGCUCCUCAGAACUGCAGAUUACACCGUGCUCGCUGCCAGUUGGAAUUUUUUUGGUUCAACUCACCGUCAGCAUGAUAGGAACACCUGUGUUCGGGGUCAGUCUGGGUUAUUUCCAGGUAGUGAGUAGCCCUUUAGUUGCGUUCAUAGCAGGUGGAAGCAAAGUGGCCAGAGGACUAAAUAAAACAUUGAUUUUUGAUGCAUCUUUGUCGUACGAUCCCGAUGAGGAGAGUCGACAAUAUUCAGGUUAGUAACCGAAUACGUUUUAUGUCUGUUGACAAAAUUUUCCAAAGCAAAAAAAAAUUAUAGAUAGGACACGGCAUAAUUUACGCGAGGCCGACUUACUGAUUGACUGACUAUCUUAGCAGUCAAACUGACUGCUAUUGGCGGAAGUUCUCUCAUGCCUUGGUUUGUUGUGCAAUUUUAGGCCUGAGUUUUACAUGGUUAUGUGGACAAGAGUCACCUCUGGAUGUUAAUAAUUCAGAUGAAGCAGGAUGUUACUACAGGGCUAAUAAUAAAGAAUCUGUUGAACAUGAACUUAGAUUGAACAACAGUCUUAUUGCAGAAAACACCUCAUACUUCAUAACAGUUUUGGUUACAAAGGAUGAAAGGAAAGCUGAGUACACUCAAGAAGUGUUUAUCGUUCCUGGUGACCCACCGGAAGUGCAAAUCAGGUAACUGAAACGUAAGGAACCAGGUGCUUGAACUUCGUCUGUAGUUAACAAUCGUAUCUUCGUUAAAUUAACUUAAACCAGACGUCGAUAAAGCUUUUAGCGCAACAGCGACAGUUUUCCUAAAGCAGAUCGUGGUUUAUUGGUAGAAUAAGGCCUUAAUUUCAAACGGAAGAUACACUACACCUAGUGCAGUCUGACUGUACACUGACGUCAGUCAUUACUACUGAUUACAGUCCUUUUCAGGACCACACUUACGCGUGCGAUUAUACAAUGCUUUUAUAUGUUACCCCCGGGUUCAAGCCGUUUAUUAUGAUAAAUGUAAGCAAACUAGAAAAACUUGGCGAGCACUGUACAUAUCUGUUCAUCAGAAACGUCCAAUUUUAUUAUUGGCAUGUUAUCAGAAAUUCUAUUCAGUGAAUUAAACUUGGGACAAAGGAAAAACUGAUCAGAAAGGAGGGCAGCCGCAAGUCCAGGUUCAACAGUAGACUUCAUUCUUGUUAAAGUUUAGAAUUUAGUUUUGAUGAGUUUCGAAAUGAUCUUUUCCAACUGCAUUACUUAAAUGACCUACAGAUGUGUUGAAAACUGCGAUACUAAACUGAACCCGUCUGGGAGAAUGGCUUUGCAAGGCAUGUGUACAGGUGCCUCAUGUCAUCGUAACCUUAUCUUCAAGUGGACAGUUUUAAAAGACUCGAAUAACUCUUCCAACAGUUCUCAGUGGACUGAGGUUUUGGAAACACAAGAGUUGAUAAGCACUCGAGUUUCAUCAAAAUCUCUCGUAACCAGGCCUGGAGUGCUGACACCUGAUACCAGGUUUAAGUUUAUAUUGACGGCACAACGACCCGGUGGAUCCUGCGGUUAUUCAGAGUACCACGUCACCUCAAACAGCCCCCCUGUUGGAGGAGUGUGUAGUGUGAGCCCAACAUCAGGUGCCACUUUAACAACAGAGUUCACUUUUGUGUGUAUGAAUUGGCAGGAUCCAGACUUGGAGUUGCAGUAUCAAUUCAUUUACCUUACAAAUAACAAUCUUCUCAGUGUGGCAUACGAAGGAGUAAAAAGUAGGUUAUCAACCAACCUUCCUGCUGGAGAGAGGAAAAAUAACUUUACUAUCGACUUUCGAGUGCGCGUGGUUGACAUUUUGGGAGCAUACACUGAAGUGAGGACUCCUGUGCAGGUAUGAAACGGUAGCAGCAAAGAAACAGCGUUACACAUUAAUUGCCACCUUUUUCCAUGAUUUUUAUUGCAGUCUACACCGUCUAUCACAAUAAGAUGUAGCCCAUGAAAAAUGUCUGUAGACUGCCAUCUUCAUUUUCAUUAUAGGUUUUAGAACCCAGCGUUGAACAAGAAAACCUCCUAGACAUCGUCAAAAACCUCACAACUGGAGAUGAGAGUGAACUGAAUUAUCUGAUUCAGUCGGGUGACGUGUCACGUGCUCUACAAUUGACGGCAGCAGCCAUUUCGGUCAUUCAUUUCAUUGCGAAUGAGAAAUUGAUGGAAAGUGAGGCCUAUGAGCUGGCAGAAAGGCGGAGUGCGGUAAAGGUUUUCUACACUGAAACACUUUCAGUGAAACCUCUCCUGAAAACCCUCUGAAUUGUAUCUGGCUCGAGGUCUAACCAUUAAAAGUUUUAGAAAUUUUAUUCUUGUCAGAGUCCUAAGUUGGGGUGGGUUUGCCGCCAACAACACUACACUCGUACAGUAGUUCUCUCCACCGAAACCAUUUGGAGGUAUCCGAUAGUCUGAUAGGCUUCAGUUUUCAAGGCUAGUUUGAUUGAAUUGACUUGUGCACAGAUUUUACCUUCUCGUAGCAAAGUGUCCUCGUGACCAUGCUAACACAUGGAAAUGCUUCUAAUGGAGUAUCAAAUUGUGCUCACAAAUAGGAUAAAUGCAAAUAGAUGGCAGAGGGGGUCAAUCUAGUUCUAACUUUUCAGUAUGGUUUGAGUACCCCAGUUCACCUCUACUCUUUUUGCAAUUGUUAUAGAUGAAAUCAGACAUCAUAGAAAACAUAUCAGCUAUCCCGGCAGAGACUAUCAUCAGAGUUCAGCAGGUGUCGAAUGUGAUUGCCUCCGCCAGUUCGGUCAUAGACGAGGUUACCGUCAAAGCACAGGUAAUUUAUUAACCAAGAAAUGCUUUGUUGGUUAACUAGGACCAAUUUUUUUUAGCUGUAAUUAGUGGCAAACCGUUUAUUUUCUGAUCCUUUGAACUUUUUUCAGAGAGAUGCGACGAAUGCGCUUAAAAAGAUGACUUCAGUGUUAAAGGCGGAGAGUACUGCUGGGGAAAGUUAUGACUCGCUUUAUGAUGGUGCAAAAAGUCUAGUAAAUGGUCUCGGUAGCAUGCUUAGGGUAGCAGCACGUGGAGCUAGAGUAUACGAUUCAAAAUUACAGGGGAAUUUUCAGAUCAAAGCCAGCUUCGUAGAUGCUUAUGAACGACUCUCACGUAAGAGUCGUAGGGUAACAUUUAGGUCAAUAACUUCUCCUUUGUCAUGGACCAGAAGGAUCGAGAGAGACGCUAAGGACGCGCAACUACAGGUGAAGAACCGUUCAGGAAAAAAAAAGUUCAAAACUUAUCUAAACAAUAGAUCUGAAAAAAUGAAUAUAAUUAAUAGUGAGGGCUAUCAAACGCGUUAUAAAUCCGUAGUCCAACUCCGCUGUUUUCCACAACAAAGAACUUCUUUUAGCCAGAGUCUUUUUUCUCCUUUUCCGAGUGGAGUUUCUAUCUGUGGCAAAUCGAACUUUUUCUUAAAGCAGCGCUCAAAUCUUGCCUGCUAAGUUUUUGGUCGCUUUCUAGCAAUUAAAAAGCAAUUAAAAGUUCUCACUAAUGGUGACCGCAACACUGUUUUAUGGAUAUUUUUGUUUCAGGCCCGUAUCCAUGUUGAAAGUAUACUCCAUUGUUUGAAGGAUAUCGGAAGCACGAUCCUGUCCCGAACUCUCGUUGGCGAGGAGCCGAAAGAGCUUUCAGCGCAGGCCAUGUCUCUGUUAGUGUUCCGAGAGGAGCCCAAGUUGCUCGCUGGGACUGUUCUGUCAAACAAAGGAAACAGUUUUCAGUUUACUUCAUUACCCUUCCAGUUAGACAAUGAUACCCCCUUUGUAGAUAGCCGGGUAGGUAUAAGAACUAUUGAAUGGAAGAGGGCACAACUUCAUCGUAAACAUUUCGCUGCCAUUUGUUUUAGUACACAGUGUUACACCUCUUAUUAAAAUUUUAGAAGUUUUGGCUUACCAGGAAAUCCUCCAUAAUUAUACUCUUGACAUGUUCCACGAGGCUACCUAGUUGUUACUUCUAACUUAUUGUGGUGAUGGUAACGAAAGGACAAUACACUCAGUGGGUAGAUUAAUCAAUAUAUGUACUUUCUCUCUGCGCUCUAAGGUCCACUUUUUUCAGAUUCGCCAUUUGACUACCCAAAACCAUAAUUCGGUCACCAGAAAUUGACGACACUUCGCAAGAUUGCAUGACUUAGUGAACUUUAAACACACUCCCUGUCUUUUGAGAAAGCAGAAUAUUAUCUUUGCGAACUGUCAAAGCAUAAUACUCGGGCAACUACGGAGAAAGAGGUAAUGAUUAGGAGAAUUAGACAUUUUUUGUAAUUCGCCCCGAACGCACUGAAAUGACUGCCGUGUAAAAUGCAUUUUUUUAAUCUUUUAUCUACGUCUACAGAUGGUUACAGCAGACUUUAUACCUUUCUCUUGGGACCUCACAGGAGCAAGAGUGACAACUGCUGUUUCAAGCCUUGAACUUAGGAACAGUUCGGGACAUCUGUUGAGUGCGACAGAACUGAAUGUUACUAUUAAACUUCAGAACCUCCAGGUCUUCAAAAACACAUCUCAGUCUCAUUACAUUAAAGCCAACAGAACUACUUUCUACAAGAUAAAUGUCACUCAAUCAGGGAUGGCUUUGAUGCUAAAGAUUCGUCCGGAAAGCAACAAGACAGAGUUUCUGGUAACUGUUAAGUACGGAGAGCGACCGUUGCCAAGUAAUAGCGACUUAAAUGUUACAAUACCUGACCUUUCAUCUUGCGAUGGUAUGCCAGAUGGAUACCUUAAUUGCUCACGCGAUCCAUAUAUGGUGUUUCUGACCCAGGAAUUCGUCCAGAAGAAAGGUGUUGGAUUCUACUUCGUUGGAUUAAAAGCCGUGUCACGAGUUUCUGCGAUCUCUCGAGUUAGGCGUUGCUCAAAGCGGUCCUGUGUGCAGUACAAGGAACCGCCCACUAAGGGUGCAAGUUACAGCGUACCGCACUACCAUGAAGGUGAUGAAAAUUAUACCAUUCAGGUGAUGCCAGCUGCUUGUCUUUUCUGGAACGUGGAAAUAUCCCAGUGGACAACAGAGGGAUGCAGGGUGAGAUAAGUUAUAAUAACCGUUAUUGUUAACUAUUUACUAAACGGUGUUAUACUUAGUGUAAACAUGUUUUAAAUGGUUUUUUCCUGUCUUUUUUUAGUAUUUUAGUCUCCUCUUAAAUACAGAGCUUAAAACAUACAAUCAUGCUCUAUCAUUUGCCCUUGAUCUUGUGGGUGAUAUACACUACUUACUCGCAGGUCACCGAGAGGACAACUCAAGAUUCUAUUUAUUGCUCUUGUAAUCAUCUGAGUGCUUUUGGAGGUCAGUUACUUGUGGCGCCCACUCCCAUCGAUUUUGAUGAAGUUUUCAUCCAAUUGACCAGUGUACCAGAUAGUGGAUACAUAGCUGUUAUCAUAGCUAUUAGCUGUGUGUUUUGGCUUUAUCUGGUGCUGUUGAUAUGGGCUCGAAAGAAUGACAAACAAGAUCUCAUGAAGGUAAGAAUAUAACGCCUAAUGAUUAUCAAUGUACCAUGGACAAACAUGCUAUAAUGCUCUAAAGUUGAUAUAAUGAGAUUGGUUCUCGCUUAUUCAUCUUAUAAAUUUCUAGUGAUAAGAGUAAGCCCUGUGUUAUGGCAAGGAAAUCAUCCGCAGUGUUUUACAUUCUCCGAAUUGUCUCUAAAAAAAAGAGGAGUAAUGAAAGAAAAUAGGAAAGAUCAUGCGGACAAUAUGGAAUACCGUGGAAAUUCUACGCCAAGCUGUGAUUCAUUGAUAGUUGAAUCAAGCUGUGGUAAGAAUAGUAUAAGAAACCCUUCGGAGAGCUAAUUCUUUUAAAGAAACAAAAUUUCUGAAGUCAAGUAGAAGCUGAUCAUGGACUUGUAUAUUGCCUACUUGCACCUUCUGAGAUUCGGUAACAAAUAAGCAAUUUUUUCUCUAAAACUCAAUUUAUUUCCUUUUUGUAACAGUUACAGUUUGUGUUCACUUUGAGCAAAGUUUAACGAGUUUUCCUCAUUGAUCUUCUUAUAGGUGAGCGAGAGUGCACUCCUAGGAGUUCCUUCGCCUUUGUCUUACUUCGUCGAGAUUCAAGUAUCUACGGGCAUUUGGCGCAACUCGGGCACUACUGCUAACGUUUUUAUUAUAUUGGAAGGAGAGUCAGGUGCCAGUAGACCGUUCCAUUUAAAGCACGACGCUUGCAUCCCCUUUGCAAGAGGCAGUAUUAUUUCCUUUAUUCUUUCAAUUCCUGACGGCACAGGCCCCAUAAGAACUGUUCGCGUAUGGCAUGACAACUCGGGCACCAAUCCAUCGUGGUUUUUGAACCACAUCAAGGUCUGCGAUCUAUCCGUUAAGAAGCAAUGGAACUUUAUGUGUUUUGCGUGGCUGGCGGUUGACAAGGGUGAAGGAUUGAUAGACCGCACCCUUCAUUGUACUUCCGCGACCGAUGAAGGAAUCGACUCUUCAGUAUAUGUUCAAAAUAAAAUUGCGGAAGAAUUCAGUGACUCACACGUUUGGCUUUCUGUAGCAACAAGACCACCAAGGUAUAGGUUUACUCGCGUUCAACGUUUGUCUUGCUGUCUGGCACUAAUGCUAACAUCAAUGCUGGCAAGUGCUAUGUUUUACCAGCACGGAGCUGACGACGACACUCAAGGAUCUCUCAGAAUGGGUCGUUUUGAUGUAAACCUUAAAGGAUUCAUCAUUGGAGUUCAGAGCCUUAUCGUCAUUUUUCCCACCUAUGUUUUGACUGUAGAACUUUUUGCCCAUACUCGAUCGUCAGAUGAGAAUAAACAAAUGACUCUCAAAGCUAAUGCAGGAAAAAAAUAUUUCUCUUUUCCACACUGGUUUAUAUUCAUUCCUUGGCUUUUGUGUUUCCUCCUCUCAACUUGUGCGGCGGCUUUUGUUCUCUUCUACAGUCUACAGUGGGGUGCAGAUACAAGUGAGCAAUGGCUGGCUUCGGUUGUAAUAUCAAUUUUUGCGGACAUAUUUGUAGUAGAACCUAUUCAAAUCAUCGUAGUUGCCUUCAUACUGCCUCAUAUUUUUAAAGAAGAAACUGACAGAUCUACGUGGAUGCCUCGCUCUGUCGACCCCGAGGUUGAUCUUAAAGAUAUUAAAGUUGGCGGGCUAGGAGAUGAUGAGGCCGAAGAGGAAGAAGUUGAAAUACCAAAGCCUCUAAGUAAGAAACAGCAACGUCGCGCAAGGAAAAGUCGAAUAAGAGAGAUACUAACAUAUUCAGCUUUUCGGAAAAUAGGAUCCUACAUGCUUUACUUAUUGAUUCUUAUGAUUGUUUGCUACGGUGGGCGCAGCAAGCAUGGGUACCUGAUGACAUCAUCCAUGAGGAAUACAUUUGGAGAGCUUGAUGUGGUAAGUGAAUUGGGUGAUCUUAUUGUCUCACAGCUGCCUACAUUGAUACGAAAGGAUGUAAUAACACCAUAAUGAUAGCAGACUUAGGGAGGUUACAGUUUUUUUAUAUACCAAAACGUCGAAUAGGCGCCGAAGAAAUCAAAGCUAUCGUUAAAAAAAAAAAAGACACGCCCUCAUUUACGAUGCAUUUAUUUUUCCUUUACUUUGCGAUUGAACAACGAGAUAUCAUCGGCCGUAUAGUCCUAACUCAGAGGGCAUGUGAUUAGUGCUCAGACGGAGCAAGGAGAAUCUCUUACAGGCAACGAUUAAUGUCAACGCACUUGUUAUUCAGUUUACUUCAUACGAUUUAUAGUUAUUUCUUUAUUUAUAUAUUUUUAUGUUUAAAUAUUUUUAUAUCUUUGUUUUUUUUAUUUAAACAUUUAUAUACAUUUUUUAUUUGUCCCACCGAAUCAUGUAGAUUUCAAAUCACUUCAAUACAUGGGACUGGGUACGUGACGUUUUGGUACCAGGGCUUUUUGAGGAUGGAAAAUACUUCACACUGAAUAGUUCCAGUCCUUACAUUGGAGAUGGCGACGCUGUUCUCGUUGGGAUGCCUCGUUUAAGGCAGCUACGAGUCAAAGAAGGUAUUUUUAAGAAAUUGUAUCAACGUAGACCAAAAAAUGCUGCUUGUGUUAACUGCGUCGACAAGACCGAUUUAAUGGUCAGCUGUAAACGCUCCCUCAAUAUUCCACGAAGCAAAUCCCAAGUUUUAAGUUGUGUGAAAACUCCCCAAAACCAACUUCUCAUAAAGGCUGGAGUAUUGGAAUGAUAGUGGUGACAGAGACUAGCCUAAGACUUACCCUUCGGGUGAGCCAUCGGAAGGUUUAUGAAUUUGAUUUGAUUAAUUGCUAAGUAAAUAAAAAGAAAGAAAAAAUUGCCCUUCAUUAAGGUUACUUAAAACCCAUUUACCCACUUUCUUUUGAGGCGGGAACAAAACUUCAUUUAUCAUGAUAGUUGCAUAAAAUAAUGACACAAUUCAUGUACGGUAUGUCCACUAUCACAAUGGCAACACAAAUUUUUCUCUCCCAGGUCCUUGUGACAUCGGCAUAGAGGAACUGACCACCCAGUUCAAUUCAUGUGUGGUUUCAUAUACAUUCAGUAACGAGGACAAAGCCAGCUUCCAUGAAACGAGAUGGCGUCUAUUUUCCUCAUCCAAGAAUGAGUCACUCAUUAGUCCUCAUCGUGUCUGUCCAAGUGCUUGGCAUUAUUCGUCUGCCCAAGAAACAUCAAGUCUUCCUCUAUGGGGAAAACUUCAUCUGUUAAACUUUUAUGGCGAAGGAGGUUAUCUGGCUGAGUUGGGCUAUGACAAAACUACAGCACUCAAAGUCAUCUCUGAACUCAACCUGUUUAACUGGACUGACAGGUUUACCAGCGCUAUAAUUUUUGAGUUCACGGUUUUUAACUCUCAAGUAAAUUUGUUCAGCGUGAUUUGGAUCCUUACUGAAUUUUCACCAAGUGGUCUCGUGGUCUCUAAUCACGUGAUUCAUACUAUGCACAUAUAUGACAUUGGCGGGGGCUACAGUGCUGUAACCAUAACGUGCCAGAUGUUACUAGUGGCUUAUAUUAUAUACUUUGUUGUUACGGAAACGAGGAAAAUGAUUGCGGGAAUUAGAAUUUAUUUCUCUCAGUUUUUAAACUGGGUUGAACUUACGCAGACUUUUGCAGUCAUUGGCUUUCUCAUUUCUCACAUUAUGAAAGAAACACAGCUCUUUGCUACCACAGCGAAACUCAGAGAAAAUACUUUUCAGUUUAUCAGUUUUAAUAAAGGCAUUCUUCUGCAAGACCUGGAAACGCUAUUAGUAUCGUUACUGAUGUUUUUGAACACUUUGAAGUUACUUUAUUUGCUCAAAUUGAAUUCCCACGUGAGGCAUUUAUUUUAUGUAAUGAAAGUAUCUACUCGGGAACUCGUUCAGUGUUCGGUUGUAUUCGCUGUCUUCAUGUUUGGAUGUAUUCAUGUAGGAUACAUUCUGUUUGGGAGCGAACUUUACUCCUUUUCUUCGCCUUUCAUCAUUUUACAGUUUCUUCUAGUCGAAGGAGUCGUUGGUGGCGGUUUCAGCUACUUUUAUGAUUGCUGUACAGUCGUUGGCCCAGCUUACUUUACGGCGAUAAAAGUGGCAGUGAAUCUUAUAUGCAUCAACAUUUUCGUUUGUAUCCUUGUUUAUAAUUAUGGCCGCAUCAGGGAACUCUCUAGAGGGAAAUUUGAUCUUGGACAUUUCAUGUUUGUGAAAAUAAAAGAACUACUGGGUUGCGGGGGCGACCGUCAGGGAGCGAAUGAAGACAUUUCUGGGCAUGAUCUACCGAGCACAGAGAUCGAGGAAGAUAUUCUUCCUCAGGCAGCAGAGAUAUUGGCGAGGCUGGAUCGGAUUAACCAUCUUUUAAAUAUUCAUUACGCCGACGAAUUUUGUGAAGACCUUGAACUGUUUUCUAUGUGGUUUGAUCUUCGCAUGCAAGCUAAGAAAUCCAAGGAUUUACAAGAAAAUUGGGUCGAUGCUCAAGAAAGUUUUGAGGAUGUCGUAGAAGAAGAUUGGGUGGAUGCAUAUCAAGAAUGA